CAGCGGCAGCUCUGAGCAUGAUAUGGUGUAAGCUAUUUCUUCAAGAUUGGACAGCUGAGGACCUGGUAUUUCUGAUUAGCCUUCAGCAGACUUAUAGCCAUAGAGAAACCUCAGAGAGUUCCGUAUCUUGUUUUCUGCUUUACACCUUUCCUGGCACCUGAAUUCAUCUUGCAACCAUGUAUGGAAGUGCUCGCUCAGUUGGGAAGGUGGAACCAAGCAACCAGAGCCCUGGGCGAUCACCUCGGCUUCCACGUUCCCCUCGCUUGGGUCAUCGUCGAACCAAUAGUACAGGAGGGAGUUCUGGAAGCAGUGUCGGAGGUGGCAGUGGGAAAACCCUUUCAAUGGAGAAUAUCCAGUCCUUAAAUGCUGCCUAUGCCACUUCUGGCCCUAUGUACCUAAGUGACCAUGAAAAUGUGGGUUCAGAAACACCUAAAAGCACCAUGACACUUGGCCGUUCUGGAGGACGUCUGCCUUAUGGUGUGAGGAUGACUGCUAUGGGCAGUAGCCCCAAUAUAGCUAGCAGUGGGGUUGCUAGCGACACCAUAGCAUUUGGAGAGCAUCACCUGCCGCCUGUGAGCAUGGCAUCCACCGUUCCUCACUCUCUUCGUCAAGCAAGAGAUAACACAAUCAUGGAUCUGCAGACACAGCUGAAGGAAGUAUUAAGGGAAAAUGAUCUCUUGCGAAAGGAUGUGGAAGUAAAGGAGAGCAAAUUAAGUUCUUCAAUGAAUAGCAUCAAGACCUUCUGGAGCCCAGAGCUGAAGAAAGAACGAGCCCUGAGAAAAGAUGAAGCUUCCAAAAUCACUGUUUGGAAGGAACAGUAUAGAGUUGUGCAGGAGGAAAACCAGUUUGAGAUUGGGGAUUUAGACACAUUCUAA
Balaenoptera musculus (blue whale) is the source of this 875-nucleotide messenger RNA. RefSeq names its product ELKS/Rab6-interacting/CAST family member 1-like. Gene Ontology annotation, molecular function: structural constituent of presynaptic active zone. The transcript is spliced from 4 exons. Gene Ontology annotation, cellular component: cytoskeleton of presynaptic active zone. The record is from RefSeq and is a predicted model, not a curated record. The coding region runs from base 177 to 875 and encodes 232 amino acids. Lineage: Eukaryota; Metazoa; Chordata; Mammalia; Artiodactyla; Balaenopteridae. Gene Ontology annotation, biological process: regulation of synaptic plasticity; maintenance of presynaptic active zone structure; neuromuscular synaptic transmission.